This is a messenger RNA of Hyla sarda, 5016 nucleotides long. RefSeq names its product PH and SEC7 domain-containing protein 4-like. Gene Ontology annotation, molecular function: phospholipid binding; protein binding; guanyl-nucleotide exchange factor activity. Gene Ontology annotation, biological process: regulation of ARF protein signal transduction. Gene Ontology annotation, cellular component: ruffle membrane. The transcript is spliced from 16 exons. Bases 485 to 3331 code for a protein of 948 amino acids. The record is from RefSeq and is a predicted model, not a curated record. Lineage: Eukaryota; Metazoa; Chordata; Amphibia; Anura; Hylidae.
CUGGGUAACACUAGAUAGUGUCCGGGUGAGGUGAGAGGUGGCGCCCCCUCCUCCUCCCCCGCUGUCCCGUGGUGACCUCUGCGGCUCCGUCAUUGCUCCUGUACUCAGCCCCCUGUAAUGUGAGCCGCCGCCGCCGCCGCUCAGCACGUUAUUUCCGGUAAUGCACAUUACUCAAUCUGUACAACAAGGAAGAAGCGCUCAGCCAGUGUCCUCCGUGUACUAAGGAGGGCCUGACCCCGGGACCAUUACAUAACACAGAUAACACAGCGCCCCCUCCGGAGGUGACAGGAGUGACCCGGCAACCUUCACUGCCCAGAACACACAGGAGGCUCUCCUCACAUGUCUGCACAGGGCAGAUGUUAAUGCUGAAGACUGUCCCUCCCAGGUGCCGUGGUUACUGUGAAUUCACCUAGUCCCCCGAUUCUAGGAACCCAUAUUUUGUUUGCCAAACUGGAACCCCCCAAAUACAAAUGUACAGGGUGAAAUGGAAAAGCAGCAGCUUUCGGUGGAUGAUGACCUCCUACCUAUAUAUUAUGUUCGACCUGACAUAGCAACUGGUAACUUUCCUAAAGUUUGUCAGGAACACAAGGCUUUGACAUACGGAGCUGACGCCAAUCCAAGUCCCAUGUUGAACCAUAACUCAGAGACUAGCGGGAGGUCCAUGCUGAACAAACAUGCUCACACAGAUCAAGAUGGCACCAAAGACUUUGGUUUCAUCGAAGGUACUAACGCUGAGACCUAUUUGGAACCCUGUGAGGGAGUCCAGCUUGAUUCUCAGGUAUCCACGAUACAUAAACUCACCGAAACGACGGCCCAAGUCAACUCCUUGCCCAAGAGCAGCUCAGCUCAGGACGUCUUUUUGGCCAGCAUAUUGCAGGCACAACUAUGCAUGAUGGAUCUUCAAGACGAGAUAGACAAUUCUGGAAAAUCCGCCCCUAGCAGCAGAAUACUGCUAUCUAAACCUCACAUUGAGGUCGAUGCUGUAGAGGCCGAGGAACUUCCAACUUUGGAAGAGGACCAAGAAAGCGAUGAUGCUUCUUGCUCCGAAGUAGAGGUGGAGGACGAGAGCUUAUUCUGUGAUAAUCCUUUGUUCAAGGACUCAACACAUGCCUUUCCUGUGUCUCAGAGUACACAGCAAUGUAUUCCCGUGGGCAGCUGUGAAAAUAAACCUAGCACUUGUGACAGGGCAGAGGCUCAUGGAAGGCAGCUGCUGUUGGCACAGAACGUUUGGGAUAUUAAAGUAUCAGGUACGAGAACAGAUGCGUGGCAUCAGAUAACAUGGGAAGAGUCCCUGGAGGAGCUCCAGAUAUAUGAGGAUGAGUGGGAGGAGAAGAGGGCGUUGUCUGCCAACCCAAGGACCAAGAAAUGGCAAGUCGCUGACAGUCUCCACAGUGCUCAGAAGGAUGUCUUAAGAAGCACAGAAGAAACACAGACUAUGACAGCGUUCGUCUCCACAGCAGGUGCGACUGAAACCACUCCCAGCCAGAAGACCGCUGUGGAAGAACAAGGUUUACUAUUUUCUGAUUCUAGUUUCUGGACCAAAUUGUUAAUAGAAGAUGAGAAAUCCGAGCCGAAGCCUUCACCUUCCCCUCCACCACUACCUUCUAAGACUUUUAUGGACAAUACGUUUACUUCACAAGAAUCAAAAGAGACUGGUGAGGAUAUUGUGCUCCUUCAAUGUCCUGACAGGGACUUGUCUAUAGAAAGCCACAAGGAAGAAGAUGCACAUCUGCUGUGCCAGGGCUGUCAAGGCAAGGAACAUGUGGGCAGUAGAUUACCAGUACAGGGAAUAAAAGAAGAACUGGACAGUGAACCUGCGCAGGGUGCUCCGGAGACUGUCUUAGAGCCAUCAGAUGAUGUAUUUACGGAUCUGGAGACUUCUGGUUCAGAGGAGGCGACUUAUGUGGAAGCCAUAGUCCGGACUCAGGAUGUGGAGGCCGCCCGAUCUUUGGCAUUGAAAUUGUUCAAGCUGGAUGGUUUUGAAAGAUCUCAGGUUGCUCCCUACCUUCAGAAAAAUAAUGACUUUAGUGCCUUGGUGGCCGAAGAAUACCUUGCACUUUUCGAUUUCACAGGGAAAAGCCUGGAUGUGGCUCUCAGGUCUCUGUUGCAAGAACUGGUACUAACUGGGGAAACACAGGAACGAGAGCGGGUCCUCUUCCAUUUCUCCAAACGUUUUCACAAUUGCAACCCCAAGGAUUUCCGAUCCGCAGAUGCUGUUCAUACUAUGACCUGUGCCCUCAUGCUGCUGAACUCAGAUCUACAUGGACAGAAUAUUGGGAAGAGCAUGACAUUACAAGAGUUUAUUAAUAACCUUGAUGGUAUGAAUGAUGGAACCAAUUUUCCUCGUGAACUUCUGAAGAGCUUGUACAUGUCAAUCCGUACAGAGAAGUUGGAAUGGGCCGUAAGUGAGGAAAAGCCGGCAAAUUCUCUCCUUACAAGGCAUGACAAUCUUAUGUCAGUUCGGAAAAAAAGCAAUCCUUUUGUGGAUAUUCCCGCCCCUGAUCCUGAUGCCCCUGUAUACAAACAAGGAAUGCUCUUCCGUAAAGUGCAUGCUGAUAUUGAUGGGAAGAAAACCCCUUGGGGAAAAAGAAGAUGGAAAUCCUUUCACAUUGUACUGAAGGGGAUGCUGCUCUUCUUAUUAAAGGAUGAAUACAGGUUGGACUUCCAGUUCCCUGAGGAGGUGAUCAGCGUGCACCAUUCCCUGGCUGAGCGAGCCAGCGAGUACACCAAGAGACCCCAUGUCUUCCGACUGCAGACCGCUGACUGGCGGGUUUUUCUCUUCCAGGCUCAGACAUCAGAAGAAAUGAACUCGUGGAUCACCCGUAUUAACUUAGUGGCAGCCAUGUUUUCAUCACCACCAUUUCCAGCUGCUGUGGGUUCCCAAAGGAGAUUUUACAGACCCAUCCUUCCCUCGGCUCCGUGCAAACAAGAUCUGGAGGAGCAGCUUCAGGCCCAUGAAUCCUUGAUGGACAGGUUUACAGAUGACCUGACAGAGCAUCAGCGAAAUCUUCCAGACUCAAAGAGCAAAACGCGAGAAUGGGAGGAAUAUCACCUGCGUGGAGACUACUUGCGCUUUGAGAAAUUACGGUACGAAACCUAUGUGAAGCUUUUAGCAUUACGGAUGGAGAACGGCUGUGAAGAUCUAGAGACCUUAGAGUCUCGUCUUACAGAACCUGAUGGAGGACAGGAGAACUCUGGCCUUAAGCGGUCCUAUUCCAGCCCCUCUCUGAACCCAGAGAAUUCUCCCAUGGCGGUGAAGGUCAAACGUAACAUCUCGGAGCGCCGGACAUAUCGAAGGAUUAUUCCCAAACGUAAUAAAAACUUAGUGUGAGUGUAGAACCCAUCAGGAGGGACUUAUGCUGGAACCUGAAUGAAUCUUCCACAAUUUUCAUGGUACCUCACUAUGUGCAGUAUAACAGGGGCCACUUAUUGCCUUCUUAUCCAAUGUGGAAGGAAAAUCUUUCAUUGAAUGCAAGAGGAUAUUGCACACGGUUGUCCUUAAAUUAAGGAAAUUAGUUUCCUUAGACAAGAAGGAACCCUAUGGGAUUCCUAACCAGUAUUGACGGUAUUAUUUGUGUGUGUGUGUGUGUGUGUGUGGAUGGGGGUUAUAAAUAGAGAGAAUGGCAUUUUGGCCUGGUUUUCCCUCUUUUUUUUUUUAGGCAUAUAUGAUCUCUUCAGAUUCUUUAUAGGUCUGUAGACUCAUAUGGACAUGUUAAGGAGCUGGACCCUUCAAGCGAGUUAAGCUUCACUUACAGGCUUUGCCUCUAGAUGGCACUGUUGCACCACUGAGCCCAAGAGCUGUAGACCUAUUGAUCAAUGGGAUUGAAGAAGAUUGUUUCCUCUAUUUACGGAAAAUCACCAGUAAUAAAAUUCCAUUCAGCUGUUUUAGUUAUAUCUGUUUCUGAGAAAGGUGGGUGACAAAAAAGAACUGUUCACAAGCAUUGUCUCUAUCUCUUGAAGAUGUGGCCCUCUCUUGUGUUAGAUGGCCUUGUAAUACAUUCCGCUCUCAUACUAAAGGGGUGGUCUUCGAUGAGACACCCCCUUAAUGGAGGCAACAAAAACUUAUUGGCUGGGCUGAUUUCACCCAGCUUUCCUAGAAACUGAUAUAAGUUGACAGACAUUGAAAAUUCAUGGGUUUAAACUGGUUACUUUUUAGUUCUAGGGAGAAAGAAUCCUUUCAGUGUUAUCCCUUUGCACAGUAGAAGUGAUAACUAGCUGAUUGGUGCGGGGAGAAGGGAGACUGUUGCACGAGUGAAUGGAGGCAGCAUGGAUUUUCGGCCCCAUCUCUAUUAAUUCUCUAUGGGGCUUUAGAACAUUAUUAGGAAGGAGUUCAUCUCUUAGUAUUGCUCAGAAGUUCUGUUGCUCUAUUCACUGAAAAGAUAAUUGUCCACCGUUCUCAUGAUCUAUGGGGGUCCCAGCAGCUGGACCCCCCCCCACCAAUCAGCUAGUUCUCCCCUAUCCUAUGCAUAGGGGAUAACACUAAUUCUUGGGAUAAACCCUUUUAAAGCAGUGAUCUCCAACUUGUGGCAUUCUGGCUGUUGUAGAACUACAAGUCCCAGCAUGCUUUUCCAGCCACAGGUUGUCAUAACAUGCUGGGGGUUGUAGUUUUGCAACAGCUGGAGAGCCACAGGCAGAGUAUCAUUGCUUUAAAAGGUCGUUCAUUCAGUUUUCUCACUCUCAGCUUUAACCUAUAUAGAUGGCUAGAAAAUGUAAGACUGAGACGAAAAGGGAAGUGACAACCAGGAUGUAUGAAGGAGGUUGUGGGCAUGUCGGUAACGGGAUUUGGGUUAGUCAUGAAGAGAUGGUACCCUUGCUAGACUGGAAGACUGGAUUAAAGGGAUCCUGUCACCAUGAAAAUGCUAUCUAAUGUAUCGGCAUCAUAAUAUAGAACAGGAGGAGCUCAACAUUUAUAAAUUAUAAAUAUACUUGGCUUUACCUGCUUUAUAAAAGGGUACUGAUGGAUUAGAUCACUGCUUCCCAAUCUGUGUGCCUCCAGCUGUUGCAAAACUACAAUUC